Messenger RNA from Odobenus rosmarus divergens (Pacific walrus), 2283 nucleotides. It is a transcript of the gene HS3ST4, whose product is annotated as heparan sulfate (glucosamine) 3-O-sulfotransferase 4. The record is from RefSeq and is a predicted model, not a curated record. The transcript has 2 exons. Gene Ontology annotation, molecular function: [heparan sulfate]-glucosamine 3-sulfotransferase activity. Lineage: Eukaryota; Metazoa; Chordata; Mammalia; Carnivora; Odobenidae. The coding region runs from base 366 to 1736 and encodes 456 amino acids.
CAGCGCGCGGCGGCGGCGGCAGAGGCUGAAGCAGGAGCCGCGGCGGAGCCAGGGAAGCGGGGGCGCUGCAGACGGAGCAGGUGCAGCCGGCGGGUCCGCGCGCCCCCCUCGGUCCCCUUGACAGAGGCUGAGGGGGGUGGUGGGGGGCCGCCCGGACUCCACGGGAAGAGUGGGGAGGGGGGCCAUGCGGCCGGGCUCCCCCCCGGCGCAGCGGGACAGCGGCCAGGGCCGGGGGCGCAGCGGCGUCGCUUCAUGCAGCCGGGGCGGCUGGGCAGCGGCGGCGGCGGCGGCGGGGGCGGCGGCUGAAACCAUGUCCGGGCAGCGCCGGGGGCCGCCGCCGCCGCCGCCGCGAGCCGGGAGCCGCGAUGGCCCCGUGGCCCGCACCUCCUCCGCCUCCGCCUCCGCCUCCACCUCUCGCCGCGCCGCCGCCGCCCGGCGUCUCUGCUAAGGGGCCGCCGGCGCGCAAGCUGCUUUUUAUGUGCACCUUGUCCCUAUCCGUCACCUACCUGUGCUACAACCUCCUGGGCGGCUCGGGCUCCCUGCAGUUCCCCCUGGCGCUGCAGGAGCCGCCGGGCGCCGCCGCCGAGCCCCCACCGAGCCCGCCGCCACCCUCUCUGCCGCCUCCCCCCGUGCGCCUCGGCGCCCCCUCGCAGCCGCCCGCGCCGCCGCCGCCGGACAACGCGAGCCGCGGGGAGCCGCCCGAGCCCCCCGAACAGCCCGCCGCCCCCGGGGCCGACGGCUGGGGGCUGGCGAGCGGCGGCGGGGGCGCCCGGGACGCCUGGCUCCGGACCCCGCUGGCCCCCGGCGAGAUGAUCACCGCGCAGAGCGCACUGCUGGAGAGGGAAGCGCAGGAGUCCAGCACCACCGACGAGGAGCUCGCAGGCCGGAGAGCGGCCAACGGGAGCAGCGAGAGGGGCGGCGCCGCGAGCACCCCGGACUAUGGGGAGAAGAAGCUGCCACAGGCUCUUAUCAUCGGGGUUAAGAAAGGAGGGACCCGCGCGCUGCUGGAGGCGAUCCGAGUCCACCCAGACGUGCGGGCGGUGGGCGUUGAGCCGCACUUCUUCGACAGGAACUACGAAAAGGGGCUGGAGUGGUACAGAAAUGUGAUGCCCAAGACUCUGGAUGGGCAGGUAACCAUGGAGAAGACACCGAGUUACUUCGUGACAAACGAGGCUCCCAAGCGCAUCCAUGCCAUGGCCAAGGACAUCAAAUUGAUCGUGGUGGUGAGGAACCCUGUGACCAGGGCCAUCUCUGACUAUACCCAGACGCUGUCAAAGAAACCCGAGAUCCCCACCUUCGAGGUGCUGGCCUUCAAAAACCGGACCCUAGGGCUGAUCGACGCCUCCUGGAGUGCCAUUCGAAUAGGGAUCUAUGCUCUGCACCUGGAAAACUGGCUCCAGUAUUUCCCCCUCUCCCAAAUCCUCUUUGUCAGUGGUGAGCGACUCAUAGUGGACCCUGCCGGGGAAAUGGCCAAAGUACAGGAUUUUCUAGGCCUCAAGCGUGUCGUGACUGAAAAACAUUUCUAUUUCAACAAAACCAAGGGGUUCCCUUGUCUAAAGAAGCCAGAAGACAGCAGUGCCCCAAGAUGCUUAGGCAAGAGCAAAGGUCGGACUCAUCCCCGCAUUGACCCCGAUGUGAUCCACAGACUGCAGAAAUUCUACAAGCCCUUCAACAUGAUGUUUUACCAAAUGACUGGUCAAGAUUUCCAGUGGGAACGGGAAGAGGGUGACAAAUGAGGUUAGAGAAGCAGAGGGAAGGCUAGUGAAUAGCUAAGGAGGCUCCUUACCUGAGUCCUGAAAUCCCCCCCCACCGGGGUCUGUGGCCUCAGCCUCACUGGAGUGCCAAGUAGACCCCCUCCUUUGCCCAGCUGGGAUUGCUUCCAGCGCUGUAGGCUUAGGCAAAGGGAUGGAUCCCAUGGCAUCCUCAUGGAGGCAUUGGGUUUGCCAGGGCAGCGGCAUCUGGUUGACCAGAUGGCCACCAGGAGCCACUGCUAAUUCUUGUCUUCUGCUAAUUAAUAGAGUCUAAAGACAGGAUAAAUAGCUGUCAAGGUCAGAGACCGUGCCAGGAAUGUUUCUUUAAGUGAUUUAAAAAAAAAAAAAAAAAGAGGAAGGAAGGUCUACUUUGGCCACUUUAGAAGCCUGAGUCCUAGCCCUGCAUCUGGCACAGCCCUCUGCUGUACAAACCUUUGCUUUGGCAUCUCUCCAGAAUGCUAUUUGUGGCUGAGUGCUCCAGGACUCCUAGGGAGCAAGGUCCUUUCUCUGAGGUGUCUCUAGCCUUCUCCUU